Molecule: messenger RNA, 3749 nt
Organism: Pteropus alecto (black flying fox)
Lineage: Eukaryota; Metazoa; Chordata; Mammalia; Chiroptera; Pteropodidae
Gene: TMEM267
Product: transmembrane protein 267
Exons: 5
Coding region: 1401-2048 (215 amino acids)
Source: RefSeq, a predicted model, not a curated record
UUUUCUGUGGUCUGUUUGAACUACGUAAAUUUAAUCUCACUGCUGCCCUUGCUUUCCUUCUGACACUUGUUUUGAGAAACUGUAGGUAGGAAAGAGAAAAAAAUGUUCCUCUUUGAGCCUCCUCUUUUGGACCAUGACUCCCCAAAGCCAAAUGUCAAGCUAGAUGUCUUCUUGGUGCUAAGAGAGCACACACUACUCAGACGCAGGGAGACAGGACCUGGCCAUAGUCCCAGUAAACAAGCUGCAACUUGUCAGUCCAGGUAACCCAUUUCUCAUUUAGGAAAAAAAAGUACAGCUUGCUGCCAGCAUGAAUUUAAUUUUAUAUAAACACACUUUGAGACUGAUGCAAAUCUAACUAGUUUUCAAUGUGAAAAAUAUAAAAACUGUUCUUAGAGUUAUUUCUAAACAGAACUUGUCUCUAAUCCUAAUGUAACAGAAAUGAAUAUGAUCACUAAUAUAUUUUCGUGUGGUAAAUUUCAAAGCACAACACAAUGGAACAUCUGGGAUUUGACACUUUCAGCGCCUGAGAGCUACUAUAUUUUGUAAAUACCACCACUAAAAAUAGAAUGCUAUAAAUAGAAUGAUAUCCUUGGUUUCCAAAGAUUACCUCUAUACUAGUGCAAUGCAAAAAUAAUAAAAGCAAGAUAUUUCAUGGCAAACUUUGGGGGUAGGGUUAGGCCUAUAAUCUAAGAGUUGUCUGGGAGUAAAUGUUGCAGCUGCAGGGUUACAAACUAGAAAUGAGUUAAUGAGGGUCAAACUAUGUUUACGUAGGUGCUUUUUCCACUCUUCAGCAUUUAGUGGUCACAAUGAAGUGUUCUAGCCAGUUAUGGCUGUCCACAGAAAGAGCUGUCUCCAACGUCCACCCGCAUAGUGGCGAAAAAUUAUCAAUAAUUCCCCAAGGGGGCACUGAAGCGCUACGGAGGAGUCUCAGGUCUGCAAGGCAGCCUGGCCUGUCUCGUGAAAACCUCUCCCACGCCCAACCCCGAAGGAUCUACUGAAGGAAGUCGGAAAUAUCUACACCUUUGGGACCCACGACGGCCUGUAGCUGGUUCCUAGUUCAAGCGUCUGGACAAAAGGCCUGCGCGUCCUGCUUUCGCUUAAGAGGCUCCCGAGUCCUUUCUAUUUCUAGAGGGAGGAGCAGCAAGUAGAAAAGGGAAGAAAAAGGUCUGCGAUCCCUUUGGAGUUAAUAUUUGUAUGUGGAGUAGGGUACCAAUUGAGGUUCAUUAUUUUUGCAUAUGGACAUCCUGUUGUUCCAGCACUAUUCGUUGAAAAAAAUAUCUUUUCUGAUUUUCCUUUGCAUGUUUGUCAAAAAUCAAUUGACCAGGGUGACCGGGAAUGUAAACAAGAAUAACCUGCUUGUUUCCUGAUGGCUUUUAGUCUAUACUGACAUACGGUUUGUGAUGGCAUCUGAGACUGAGAAGACCCACGCUUUACUACAGUCUUGUAGCACUGAAUCUCUUAUUUCCAGCCUUGGUCUGGGGAUAUUUUGCCUAGUAGCUGACAGACUACUACAGUUUUCCAUAAUUCAGCAAAAUGACUGGCUCCGCGCUCUCUCAGAUAAUGCAGUGCAUGGUGUGAUUGGCAUGUGGUCAUGGGCAAUAGUCAUUGGAGUCAAGAAGAAGACCGACUUGAGAGAAAUUGUUUUAGCUGGAUUUUUAGCCUCUAUUAUUGAUGUAGAUCACUUUUUUCUAGCUGGAUCCCUAUCUUUAAAGGCUGCUUUGACUCUUCCACGAAGACCAUUCCUUCACUGUUCUACUGUGAUACCCGUUGUGGUUCUGACCCUGAAGUUUACUAUGCACCUUUUCAAGCUCAAAGACUCAUGGUGCUUUCUUCCGUGGAUGUUAUUUAUGUCGUGGACCUCACACCACAUCCGAGAUGGCAUUCGUCAUGGCCUAUGGAUAUGCCCAUUUGGAAAAACUUCUCCUUUGCCAUUUUGGCUUUAUGUAGUAAUUACAUCAUCUUUACCUCACAUCUGUUCAUUGGUUAUGUAUUUAACAGGGACCAGACAAAUGAUGUCUUCAAAACAUGGAAUUCAUAUUGAUGUCUGAAGUAAUCAUAUGGCAGUCUUAGAGAAGCAAAUGGUUGAGACAAUGAUAAUUAAGUGUAGCCAACAUUAAAGUGAAUUUAAAAAACAUUAGGAACUUAUAUUAAUUAUUAUAAUUCCUGAAUCUUCUUGCUCAGGAAGCAUGUACAAAUUUUUUUAUAUUAUGUAUUUAUUGUAAUUCUACUUCUGUAACACUCUAGUGCAAUAUUAGAGUUUCAUUAAUUCGAUGAUAUAUUUUUAUUGUUUCUUCUGUUUAUCUGGCUCUACUGAUAACUAUUAGAUUAAUAUCCAAUUAAGUUUUCUGGAACUAUAGCUUUCAGAUAGUUUAUUUCCUAAAGAAAAACAGUUUAAAUUUUAGGGUGACUAAUUUGUGGAAAGUUAGCAUUAUAUUUGGAUCCACAUUUUCCAAGACAUUGAAACAGUGAAAUGGCCAAAAUAACAGAUCAUGAAUAAAAUGUAUAGAGAACGCUAACAUUUCUUUAUGUCAUUUAUGUUGAUCCUUACUGAAGUUUAAUUUGCCAAGUGUUUUUAGUGAGCUGUGAUUACUGGCAUAAUCUGCUUCAGUGGACUUGUGAGAAAUCAUUGCAAUAGUCGCAAAAGACAGUAACUAACAUUAGAUUUAAGCUAUUGUUUCAGAAAUCACUUUAGGAAAUUAUUAUAAUGUGUUGGCUACAGUAACAUCUUCCUGAAGUAUUAUUUUUUUAGUGUCUGCCCCAGAAUUUUGUGUUAGGGUUUUAACUGUUUUGAAAAACAUAACUAAAUUUAACAAAAUAUUUGUCGAAAAUUAACAUGAACAAAAUAUUGAUACUUGGCUCAUAACCAUAGGAUUUGAAUUCACACAAAAAAGGACUUACCAGUAAUGUCAUUUAGGAUGUAAACUUAUAAAUGUGCCAUUAAAUUUGUUUUAGUUGCUGCCAAUUUUUUUACACACAAUUGUUAAAUAAUAUACUAGUUAAAUCAUUUUUUAAAAAUCCGCCUGAUACUGAGAGACAAAACUUUCUUUUUUUUUUUUCUCAAAAUAAAAGUAGUUUUUGAAAAUUUGAUUUUCCUUUGUCCUUUCAGGUUAAUUUCUGUUAAAAAUGAUUAGCCUUGGUCUUUCGAGCCACGCUUCUCUCGCUCAAUACUUUGCUUCCACAUCUGGAAGUAUACUUUCCCUUCUAAUAAAACUUUUGUUUUCUACUGUAAAAAAAAAAGAAAAGAAAAAAAGGUUAACCUUUAUAAGAGAAGGAAAUUUAGUUGCUGUAAAUUUUAAAUUUGCAGUUUAAUGUUACUUUGAUAUAAAAGCCGUUUCCCCAAAGGCACCUGCUUUUGUUUGUAGCAUAUGUGCCAUCUGCUGUCUUCGUAUUUUCUUACGCCUUUGUGAUUUGUAAUGUUAGUGAUUGUGUGCCUUAUCCUCUGAAAAAUGAUGCAGCAACGCCUUAUCCGAGCAGAUCUUUCUUAUUAAGUUAAACAGUGUCCUGUAAAUUGUUAUAAAGGUUUAGUCUCUUUAAUUUUUCAUUUUGUUUUUAACCAAUUGAUUUUAUAAUCUACUGGAUCUUACAAGCUGUUAUUAUCUUUCGAGAGCAAUUAUUGUGUCAGUUUCAUUGGUUUAAUAGUAAAUAUACAGUGGGGGUAAAUUUGGUUAAGGUAGAGCUUUUUAAAAAGCAUAUGAUUUCAGAAAUUCAUGGCAAUAAAGCAUUAUCUUGUGUAACUUUUUCUGACUAAA